CUGGUCGCUCUGAAACCUGAAAAAUCUAUUUAAGCAACCCGCUCGCUCUCUUCUUCGUACAUUUUUUUGCUACGAGGAUAUGUCGCGUCGCGCAAGAAUUAAUUAUUAAUCAAAGAAAAUUAACAGUGCUUGUGCAGUGCAAGUGUGAUUACAAAUUUUCGGGUAAAAAAAUCCCACCAAACAAAAUAAAUUCACCCACACAGUCAAACAGAUGCAUACGUGUGCAAUUGAUACGCACACACACACGUACACACAAGCGCGUACGCAACAGAGAGUUGUAGGUGUAGUAGAAAGUGCAGCAGGCGCGGUCUAAAAUACAUACGUAUACAUAUAUAAGUAAUUCGGACGUGUAAAUAAACCGGGUCGCCCAUAAUUUAGGGGCGGUACUACGCCCUCCGCCGGAAUCGAAAUCGGAGUAGCGGCAAACGUGUUCAAUUCCCGAAUCUCCCCUUGCUCUUUCUAUCUCUCUCUUUCUCUCGGUGCGUACAAGUGUGUGUGUUAGUUAGUGAGCGGCCGUGUGUGUGUCUGUUUUUGUUGGUCACUUUAAUUCGCCACAUAUACAUACUCUCAAAAAAAAACUGGCGUUAAUCCUGCAUCGUUUUUGUUGCUGUUUUAUCCUUACAUCCUGCAGCUUCCAGAUAUUUUCCCUUUCGUCUAGUAAUAACGAAGGUCUUCAUUUUUCAAAGGCGGAGGAAGCUGAUAGAGAAAUAUUGAAAGUGGUCCGGGAAUGAGUUUUCCGAGGCGAUACUGGACCUGGAAAUCGUCUCCAUGGACUGAGAGGAUACGGCAAUAGGAACUCUAAACCGGAGUCAAAGGUCAAACCGAAGGCUAGCAUGAGCGAGAGUGCAAGGGAGACACAUAGACAGACAGCUAGAGAGAGGGAGACGAGACGAGAGGAGCUCCCAUAUGUGCCAACAACAACAACAACAACUACAACAAAAUUAAUAACAUUUCACGCUUGAGGGAGCGAUAAAAGUCUGAUAACGAUUGAUAAAUAACCAAUCACAAUACGGCAUCAUAAACGUUUUAAACACAUAAGGCAACCCACAGCAACAUAUCGUCUACAUAGAAAAGAACAGGGUCCCAACAUGAUCGCCCCGCAAUAAUUCAAGACAUCAGUUCCACAUCAACAAAAUAUUUUCCCGAAUCGCCAAAAUCCACAGUCAACCGACGACUAUAGCCUCCUAGCAACCAAACGAUAGUUAACAGAGAUUAAAACAAUCAUGACUUUCUCGACCUUCACACGCAAAAUGCGCGGGCGCAUGCGCUCCAAUACCUGCCGGAUCGUCCUGCUCACCUCACUCGUCUGGGUGAUCUUCGACUUCGUCCUCAUCGCCCGCUAUUCGGAUUGCAUCGGCAAGGAUGGAUGGCGAUGCAAGCGAUCCGGGGAGUACGACGUGGAGCUACCCAAUGCCGAACGCUUGGUGGAUGACAAUCAGUUGGUAGAUGACAAUGAGAUCAAUACGGAGAAAUCCCUGGACGGUGAUUCGGGCGGAGCUCUCAUUAUGGGACAGGGCUUUGCGCCGGGCGGCAUUUCCAUGACCUAUCCCAGCGUGGUGCUAAAGAAGUGGUUCCUGGCGCCCUCCGUUCAGGAGGCCAAGGGUAAACCGGGCGAGAUGGGCAAGCCGGUGAAAAUACCCGCCGACAUGAAGGAUCUCAUGAAGGAGAAGUUCAAGGAGAACCAGUUUAAUCUGUUGGCCAGUGACAUGAUCUCGCUGAAUCGCUCACUCACGGAUGUGCGACACGAAGGUUGCCGCCGCAAGCACUAUGCCUCUAAGCUGCCCACCACAUCCAUUGUGAUAGUUUUCCAUAACGAAGCUUGGACGACCCUGCUGCGAACAGUCUGGAGUGUUAUUAAUCGGUCGCCGCGUGCCCUUCUCAAAGAAAUCAUCCUCGUGGACGAUGCCAGCGAAAGGGACUUCCUGGGCAAACAGCUGGAGGAGUAUGUGGCCAAGCUGCCGGUCAAGACGUUCGUACUGCGCACAGAGAAACGUUCCGGACUGAUUCGGGCACGUCUCCUGGGAGCCGAGCAUGUGAGUGGUGAGGUCAUCACCUUCCUGGAUGCCCAUUGUGAGUGCACGGAGGGUUGGCUGGAGCCUCUGCUGGCGCGGAUUGUGCAGAAUCGUCGAACGGUUGUGUGCCCCAUCAUUGAUGUGAUUUCCGACGAGUCAUUCGAGUACAUCACGGCCUCGGAUUCCACGUGGGGUGGUUUCAACUGGAAGCUAAACUUUAGAUGGUACCGAGUGCCAUCGCGGGAAAUGGCGCGCAGGAAUAACGAUAGAACUGCUCCAUUGCGAACUCCGACGAUGGCUGGUGGUCUGUUCUCCAUCGAUAAGGAUUACUUCUAUGAGAUUGGUUCCUACGACGAGGGCAUGGAUAUCUGGGGCGGCGAGAAUCUGGAAAUGUCGUUCCGAGUGUGGAUGUGCGGGGGCGUGCUCGAGAUCGCGCCCUGCUCCCGCGUGGGUCACGUGUUUCGCAAAUCUACGCCUUACACCUUCCCCGGCGGCACCACGGAGAUUGUCAAUCACAAUAAUGCUCGUCUGGUCGAGGUUUGGCUGGACGACUGGAAAGAGUUCUACUACAGUUUUUAUCCAGGAGCUCGCAAAGCUUCGGCUGGCGAUGUAAGCGAUCGCAAAGCUCUGCGUGAUCGCCUCAAGUGCAAGAGUUUCCGCUGGUAUUUGGAGAACGUUUAUCCCGAGAGCUUAAUGCCCCUGGAUUACUACUAUCUUGGAGAGAUCCGCAAUGCGGAAACGGAAACCUGCCUGGACACGAUGGGCAGGAAGUACAACGAGAAGGUGGGCAUCAGCUAUUGCCACGGCCUGGGUGGAAACCAGGUGUUCGCCUACACCAAGCGCCAGCAGAUCAUGUCCGACGAUCUGUGCCUGGACGCAUCCAGCUCCAAUGGCCCCGUCAACAUGGUGCGAUGCCACAACAUGGGCGGCAAUCAGGAGUGGGUCUACGAUGCGGAGGAGAAGUGGAUACGCCACACGAAUACGGGUCAGUGCUUACAGCGCGCGACGCGGGACGAUGCCAACACGCCGCUGCUGCGUCCCUGCAGCUACGGAAAGGGGCAACAGUGGCUGAUGGAGUCCAAGUUCAAGUGGCAGGCUCACUAGCUGGAUGUCACAAGGACACCCGACAACAACUAAACUCAACGGAUCCUACUAACUAUACUGAGAACUUCCAAUUUAUGUUUAAUCCUUGCUGGCUCUUAUUUUUGACGAUUACGUAGCCUAAGUUCGUUCGGAUCUAAGUUCUCUCCAUGCAAAUAUCUCUCUCUGUGUGCGUGAAUGUGUUUGCGGCCGGAGAAUUCCUUCGGCGGCAGGAUGUCUUCCCAAAAUCUUGAUGCGCGUGUGUGAGUGCGUGAGAGUCAGUACUAAAAUUUAGAUUUAUCUGUUUACAUGAUAUGCAUGUAUUUGUGUUUAUAUAGGCAGGCAGGCAGUUCUACGAUUUAUCUAGGUAUAUGUAAUUGUAAUGUAUAUUUACAUUAGCUUCGACCAAGUACCAAUAAAUUGGCAUUUAACUGA
Drosophila rhopaloa is the source of this 3527-nucleotide messenger RNA. RefSeq names its product polypeptide N-acetylgalactosaminyltransferase 5 (gene Pgant5). Gene Ontology annotation, cellular component: Golgi apparatus. Lineage: Eukaryota; Metazoa; Arthropoda; Insecta; Diptera; Drosophilidae. Bases 1224 to 3116 code for a protein of 630 amino acids. The record is from RefSeq and is a predicted model, not a curated record. The transcript is spliced from 10 exons.